AUGUUUCAAGCAUGGAAGAGUGAACGCUUGCAAAAGAUCAAUAAAGAAAGACAAGAACGAUUACGGAAUCUCGAGAAAGAAAAAUUGAAACAGAAACAAGAAAAAGACGAAAAAACACAAGAGGCUCAAAAAGCAUUCAACACUUGGUGUGAAGAGAAGAAAAUUAAAAAUGAAAAACGUAAGCAACUGGAAUCUAAAAAAACAAUGGAAGUUCAGAACAAAAAUCAAAAAGAGUACAAAGAGGUGCUUGCAAAAGAAGCUUACGAUGUUUGGCUUCAAAUAAAGAAAAAUGAACGUCGUUUCAAUGAAUCAUUGCGAGGUCGGAUUUUGAAAUUGGAUGAAAUUUCACGCCAUUCUCAACUUAUUCCUUGGAUACCGCCAAAAAAUGUCAGUUCACGGCAGUUUGCAGCAAAACAUUCACGAGAGCACCAGUCUACUAAGAGAUCUGUAAAUACUAUGCGGCGAAAAGUGCCGGAAGUGUUUCACCGUUCAAAAUCUGCCCUCAGAUAA
Molecule: messenger RNA, 510 nt
Organism: Thelazia callipaeda (thelaziosis nematode)
Lineage: Eukaryota; Metazoa; Nematoda; Chromadorea; Rhabditida; Thelaziidae
Source: the annotation of a GenBank genome assembly